UUGAACGGUAAGUCGUACUUACUUAUGUAUUUGGACCAACAUUGUGAGAAUGAUAUUUCCACAAUCACUAGCAAACUCAUGGUUUAAAUGGAUAAUCAAGCUACUAUUCAUGCUUUACAAGCGUCAGAGACAUACGGAGGAAAUUGUAUGCAUAUUGUGCAUAACUGUCGCAAUAUAAUCAAGAACAAUAGUUGGGAAGUUUAUUCAGGAAUACUAAAUGGGAGUGACGUGGCCACAUUUAAUCUCAAAUACGUAGUAGGAGUUAACCUCAUUUGCAUCAAAAAAAAAUAAAAAAGUACAAAGAUAUCAUAUGGAAUCCCCUCAACAACAAAAAAAAAAACACAAACAAAAACAAAAACAAAGAUAUGGGAAUACUAUUCUACCUAAAUAAUCGGGCUUUGUAUUUGUAUUUUUAUUUUUUUGUAUAUUAUCUAAAAAAUAUUCUUGUGAAAAAAGAGUUUUUAUCCCCCAAAAAAUCUGCUUUAUUUAAACAUAACAAAAAAUACAUACUACUCCAAUUCUCUGAAAACCCUAAUUAGGAAUUCAAUCCGUAAACUAACAAGAUCAAUUAGAUUAAUAGGUCUUAACUUUGGUGACGUUCUUCUGUCUUCUUAGUUCUUACUUCAAAUUUGCUCUUUGCAUCCGUUUUGCUUCAAAGCUUUAAGGUACAGAGCGGUUAUUGAUAAAAAUGGGGGCUAGCGAGGCGAAAUGGCCGGCGAUAGGCAUCGAUCUUGGGACAACUUAUUCGUGUGUGGGAGUAUGGCAGCCACAACAAAACCGUGUUGAGAUCAUUACCAAUGAUUUAGGGAGCCGUACGACGCCGUCGUGGGUGGCUUUCACCGCCAAAGACCGCCUUAUCGGCGAGGCUGCAAGGAAUCAGGCGGGGAAGAACUCUUCCAAUACCAUUUUUGAUGCAAAAAGGCUAAUAGGUAGAAGAUUCAACGACAUUAACCUUCAAAAAGACAUGAAAUUCUGGCCAUUCAAAGUCGUCCCCAUUCCCGAUGGUAACAACGGAUUAAAACCCAUGAUUGUAGUCACCAACCAAGGUAAAGAAAAACAAUUUUCCCCAGAAGAAAUAUCCUCAAUAAUCCUCGCAAAGAUGAAAGAAACUGCAGAAUCCUACCUCGACACAGAAGUAAAAAACGCUGUUAUUACCGUUCCUGCAUAUUUCACUAAUGCACAACGACAGGCAACAAAAGAUGCCGGAAUCAUAGCCGGACUUAACAUAAUUCGAAUGAUCAACGAACCAACAGCCGCCGCAAUUGCGUAUAAGUUUGAGAAGUUUACUAAUAGUAUGGCUACACCAAAGAAUGUGUUGGUUUUUGAUCUUGGAGGUGGAACUUUCGACGUUUCUUUUGUUACGAUUGAAAAAAACGUUGUUAAAGUGGUUGCAGUAGGUGGUAACACUCACCUUGGUGGAGCGGAUUUUGAUAGUAGAAUGGUGAGUCAUUUUGUGGCGGAGUUUAGAAGGGAACAUGGUAAAGAUAUCGGUGAUAAUCCGAGGGCGAUUGGGAGGUUGAGAGCUGCUUGUGAGAAGGCGAAGAGACUUCUUUCUUUUACUACUGAGACUGCUAUCGAGAUUGAUUGUCUAUAUGACGGAAUUGAUUUUUCGACUACUAUAACUCGUGCUCGGUUUGAGAAGAUGAACAUGGAUUUGUUUAGCGAGUGUUUGGAUGUUGUUGAGAAAUGUUUGAAGGAUGCUAAUGUGGGUAAGAGUGAGAUUGAUGAUGUUGUUUUUGUGGGUGGGUCGACUCGGAUCCCUAAGAUUCAGGAGAUGUUGCAGGAUUUUUUCAAUGGAAAAGGCAUCUCGAAAAGUCUUAACCCUGAUGAGGCUGUUGCUUAUGGGGCGGCCAUUUAUGCUGGGAUCUUGAGUGGUACAACACAACAGAAUGAUGAGCAGUUUAAGCCGUUUAUCUUGAGUGGUACAACACAACAGCAUGAUGAGCCGUUUAUCUUGACUGGUACACCACAACAACAACAACAACAACAACAACAACAACAACAACAACAACAACACCAUGAUGAGCAGUUUUCGGUUGUGGAUGUCACGCCUUUCUCCCUCGGUGUCAAGCUAUCGAGUGGUGGUGGACGUUUUAGAGUCGUGAUACCGAAGAACACGCCGAUCCCCACGAAGAUGGAGAAGAGAUCAAUCACUGCUUUUGAUUACCAAACUAUGAUGAGGACUAGUGUGUACGAAGGCGAGAGCUCCAUUGCUGAUGAAAACAACUUUUUAGGCGAUUUCCUUCUCCGUAACAUCCCUCCAAAACCAAAAGGGGUAGUCAAGGUAAUUGAUUGCUUCACCAUCGAUGCAAAUGGUAUAUUAACUGUUACAUCGACAGAGGAAAGUUCUGGGAGGAAGAAUCAAAUCACGAUUAUGAAUCAUAGUGGGAGGUUAUCGAAGAUCGAGAUUGAUAGGAUGAGGGAAGAGGCAAGAGUGUAUAAUGUUAAGGGUAAAGAGAAAAAGAAGACUGCGAAUGCGAAGAAUAGCUUGGAGAAUUAUAUGAAUGAGAUGCAGGAUACCUUGAGAGGAGGUGGUGGGAAGAUGAAGAUUGGUAGAAAAGAUAAGAGGAAGAUUGGAGGUGCGAUUGAACAGACUGCAGAAUGGAUGAAGUUGAAUAAUAAUAAUAACCACCGUGGUGAAGCUUGUAAGUUUGUAUUGGAGACAAUAUUGUUCUGUAUGAUGAUGUAUGUGGGGGGUUUUUCGCUCUUGUCUGAUUGCUUCUGGGAGAUGGAGUAUCUUAAUUCUGUUAAGACUUAUGGGACUUGGGCUACUGUUGCAAAGCGAUUUGAUGAUCUUGCUGAGUUCUAUUCUUGGUGUAAGGGUGUAGAGUUUGCUGCUACGCCUUCUGAUGAGAGUAUUAGUGAGAUGUUGCUUGUUAAUGUAAACCCUGCUGAAGUUGGGGAUAUUGUUGUGCGAAGUCAGCUUGUGUACGAAGUAUUCUGGUGGUGUUCUCAUCAGUCAGUUGCUGGUCAUGGUAAGGAAACAACCAUGGAUUCACAUGACAAUUUUCAGAUGCUAAGUGUUGAAGAAACACAAAGCCACGAGCUCCUCAAGCUCUUCAAUGGCUUCCUUAGUUUUCCUUCCUUCUUUCUUCUUCUUAAUUUCCUCCUUCACUCACAAAUUCAACAGUUUGAGGAGAAAAUUAAUGAACUUCAGAGUAGUUUUGAUCAUAUUAUUGUGAAAAUGCGCCAACAGUUGAAAACUGGUGUUGGAGUUGGAACUAGUUAUACUUGCCCUAAGAUCGAGAUUGUGGAGCUCGAUUGACUCGAUCGAGCUUUUUUUUUUUUGGUAGAGUGAAGUACGUACUUGGGUUGUUAUUGCCCAUAUUCUUCAUUUUUUUUCUAAGUUUUGUGUGGUUUUAGUAAAUAUCUUUUAGAUUAAUUCUCUUUUAUAUUGUAUUAUAAUUUUUUUGUGUUCAAUUUGUUUUUAUUUUUCUAAUUUUAGUAAUGAGCAAUUACUAUUUAAGCUGCCUCAGGCCCCUAACCGUUUCCUUAAUAGUAUUCUAUGCGUGCAUAUAUUUUUAAAAAUCUUAUUUAUAUAUACGCAAGUAUGUUCUAACGUUUUAAAAAAAAUUUAACAAUUUUUAUAAUUGUAUUAUCGAUAUCUUAUAUGGAUUAACCCAUAAUGCUGACAUUAACAAACUUUCCUUUUUUUUUUUUGAUUUUCAGUUUUAAA
Molecule: messenger RNA, 3676 nt
Organism: Spinacia oleracea (spinach)
Lineage: Eukaryota; Viridiplantae; Streptophyta; Magnoliopsida; Caryophyllales; Amaranthaceae
Product: heat shock 70 kDa protein 18-like
Exons: 6
Coding region: 689-3265 (858 amino acids)
Molecular function (GO): ATP binding; ATP-dependent protein folding chaperone
Source: RefSeq, a predicted model, not a curated record